Lingula anatina is the source of this 3059-nucleotide messenger RNA. Its product is annotated as WD repeat-containing protein 75. The record is from RefSeq and is a predicted model, not a curated record. NCBI's taxonomy places the organism in Eukaryota, Metazoa, Brachiopoda, Lingulata, Lingulida, Lingulidae. Gene Ontology annotation, molecular function: protein binding; RNA binding. Gene Ontology annotation, cellular component: small-subunit processome; nucleolus. Gene Ontology annotation, biological process: positive regulation of rRNA processing; ribosome biogenesis; positive regulation of transcription by RNA polymerase I.
ACAACACAAGUGGUAUAAACCCAAUGUGGAAUAACCGCUGGGCGAGGCCUACAACCGUAGAAAUUCUACCUUUCAUGGUUGGACUCAUAUUUGAUGUAGCAGGCGUGCAGCAACAACACCGGAAGAGAGUGACUCUUCUUAUACGCAUGCGUUCACUGGCCUAGAUUGCAUCUCAUAAGUGUUGUGAUUGGUCUAAAUUAGUUUGCGAAUAGAUUCAUCCAAUCACGACGUGCAACACAAAAGCUUGAAGGAAUUCCUCUCGCCACAUGGAGGACAAGAUGUCUGCUCCCACGGCGCACGAGGGUGAAAGGUCUUCUAAAACCGUCGUGGUUUCAAGAGGAGGGACAAGCCUUGUGGAAUUUAGACCAUUGUUUUCGCAAGAUGCUAAGUGUCUGUUUUGCUGUGCCGGCCACACAGUCAAAGUGUACAGUACAGUCAGUGGGGAGUGUGUGAGGGAGCUACGGGGACACACAGACACCGUGACAGGAGUGAAACAACAUCCAAAGAACAGAUUACAGAUUUUGUCCUCGUCACUGGACCAGAGUAUAAUACAGUGGGACUAUUCUGAUGGAGUAGCUCUCAAGACCUAUCAGCUGAACUUUCCCAUCCAUGUCCUUCUAGUGUCAGACAGCUCUGAGAGUCCUGCUUAUUAUGCAGUACGAAAGUCUUCUUCAAAAAGUUUUGAGCUUGUACAGUUUCAUCUUCCUCGACAAGCCAGUGAUAAAGUUCUCCAUCUGCGUACAGUCUUGGAGAGAGUGCGUAAAGAGGAGAGAUGUCUUGCGCUGGGAGUGCUGGGGGAGUACAUAGCAGCAGUUCAAGGGAGGACACUAAUUGUGCAUUCCUUUAAGAAGAAACUCACAAAACAUCACAUUGUGGAUGUUGACCAGUACCUGAAGUUGACUUGUGUGGCGUGUCAUCCCACGGAGUACUGUGUAGCUACUGGUGCUAGCAAUGGCAAGAUAUUGCUGUGGUGGAACUUUCUGAGCAGUUCCAACGUGGUGAAAACAGUCAAUCACUGGCACUCAUUACCUGUGGGAGGACUCUGCUUCACUGCAGAAGGUUCCUACUUCCUGAGUGGCGGCCAUGAGUGCGUCCUGGUCAAGUGGCAGUAUAACUCCCAUCACAAGGAUUUUAGACCAAGGCUUGGGGCGCCCAUUGAUCAUGUGAUCUGUUCCCAUGACAACACACUCUACGCUACUUGCCAUUCAGAUAAUGUGAUCCAGCUGAUCAACCCUGGUUUCAAGGUGGUGCAGUUAUACCAGGGUCUGACCCAGGCCCACCUUCCACACCACAAACAUCAGCCAGCCCCUGUGGGACUACUUGUGGACCCCAGAACCAAGGCCCUGGUGACCAAUGGGAAGCCAGGACAUCUGCAGUUUUAUUCACUUCACAGUGAUAGGCAUUUAUACAAUCUCGACAUUGUCCAGCAGAAUUACGUCUCUCCAGACAAUCUGCAGCGCCCCCUGGUGCACACAGAGCUGGAGAAAGCUGCAUUUGACGAUGGGGGGGACUGGCUGGCCACGGUCCAGAGGAGAGAAGACGGAGAGACGGCUGAGGAGAUCGUUUUGAAGUUUUGGCAGUUUAUGAAGGAGUCCCAGAUGUUUGUUCUCAACACCACAGUUGAUCUUCCUCACUCAGACGUCAUCCAUACUCUUAAGUUCCGUUCCCAUGGCAACGGGUCUAGGACACCUCUGUGUCUUACCACUAGCAGGGAUGGGAAGUUUAAGAUAUGGACUUUGGUGGAAGACAGUGAUAUUUACAAGACAAGCAGUUGCUGGAAUUGUGAGUCAGUGGGUUACUACAAGGAGCAGGCUGCCUGUGCUGCUGACUUCUCUGAGGACGGUUCUCUCCUUGGAGUGGGAUUUGGUCACACACUGACCCUGUGGGACCCUGACACAAACGCCCUCAAGACCACACUCAGUUGUGGCGAUGAGGGGGAUGAGAUAAAACACAUUGCCUUUGGCAGGCAACUUUGCUGCCAUCUAUUGGUUUGUACAACAAACAACAAGCUGUUAGUUUGGAACCUGUUGAGUUGCUCACUGUUGUGGAGCGUGGGGUUGAAGGCCGAGGUGCUGGUGGCGGAUCCGUUGACGGAGCACAUGGCUGUGGUCAGUGAUGGUCAGGACAGCAGUGCAGGCUGGGACUUAUACAUCUUCAAGCCAUCAGAUGCCCAACCAUUAUAUCACCAUGGCAACUUGUCCUCCUCUGCUGUGAUUGGUGCAAUUUUCAUACCAAAUGAUCAUAAAAAAGAUCAAAGAAACCUUGAAUUAAACAAAGAACUGUCUUGGCAGAAAGAGUCAAAGUUGUAUAUUUUCAAUAGAAAACAAGAACUAUUAUCUAUAGAAACUGAGAGAGAUGAAAAAGCUGACAUAACAAAGGAACAAUCACAAGUACAUCAAAGUGUACCACAAACUCCAUUCAGUCUUCUUUUGAGUAGAAACCGUAAGAGGGCAGCACUGUCUAGCACAGCUCUUCCACUGGAAGCCAGGAGGAGCCAGGGUGGAGCUGAGGGUUUACAGGAGCUGCUGAGGACACCAGCACAUGUGCUGCCCCCUGUGAACUCUCUGUGUGGUACAUUCAUCAAGACAUUACUGCUGGGGAAGGGAAAGAAAACCAGAGUACAAGAGGAGGAUGACAGUGAUUCUGAUGACCAGUCAGGUGACAUUUCAGACCAAUCAGAAUCUGACUCUGAAAGUGCCAUGGAUGUGUCAGAACAAACCAAUGAAAUGUGUGUACACAAAACACGAUCUCAGGACAAAAUGGAAAGUGCAGACUCAGAAAAAAUAUGGAGGACUGAAGAAGUCAUUGAUGAAAACAUAUUGGAGAAAUUGUCUGGAGAAAAGGUUCAUUGGGUUUCUAAUUUAUUUAACAAAUAAAUUAUUCUGAAAACGAAGAAAUGAAGGCUCUCGAUUUCCUUUAGAAUUAUUUAAAAUAAAGACGACAAAGAAAGCUUCAAGAUCAUUUGAUAGACAGUGUAGAUGCUGGAUGACUGCACCUUUUUUAUCUGAAUUUCAAAAUAUAAUUUUGUCGAAAAACAUGAAGAAUAAAAAUUAUAAGAC